Molecule: messenger RNA, 909 nt
Organism: Microthlaspi erraticum
Lineage: Eukaryota; Viridiplantae; Streptophyta; Magnoliopsida; Brassicales; Brassicaceae
Source: the annotation of a GenBank genome assembly
AUGGUUCUCCUCCGAUGUCGAUUCUUAACGAUAAAUCUCACUCCUUUGCUACCCUCACACUUUCAAUCUCACAACUUCCACACGACCCGUCUCUUCCGUAAAUCCAAUUUCAUCUCUAUCCCACAAAUCUCAGCUUCCUCUCUCCCCACAAACAACACAACAAAACGCUCGAUUUCCGAUUCGGCUCGAUUCGCAAGCUCCGUCUUGUUCAUACCUCCUGGUGUUGAAGUCGAGGAGCUAACAGAGGAAAUGGUGCUUCCGGGCUCCAACAUCGUAAUCGGACCUUUCGCGGGCCAUUCCCAAAUCAAAGAAGUCGAAUUCGUCAAGAGCAGUGCUCGUGCUAGAGACUGUCCUAAAGACGAUCGUCCCGAGAUUGCCAUCUUAGGUCGCUCCAAUGUCGGAAAAUCCUCGCUCAUCAAUUGCUUGGUUCGUAAGAAAGAAGUCGCUCUCACCUCCAAGAAACCAGGGAAGACUCAGCUUAUAAAUCACUUCUUGGUGAAUAAGAGUUGGUUCAUUGUUGAUUUGCCUGGUUAUGGAUUUGCUAAAGUUUCAGAUGCUGCGAAGACGGAUUGGUCUGCGUUUACUAAAGGUUACUUCUUGAACAGAGACACACUUGUUUGUGUGCUUCUUCUGAUUGAUGCAAGUGUUCCUCCUCAGAAGAUUGAUCUUGAUUGUGCCAAUUGGCUCGGUCGCAACAAUGUACCGAUGACAUUUGUGUUUACGAAAUGUGACAAAAUGAAAGCAGCGAAAGGGAAGAGACCUGAUGAGAACAUCAAAGCUUUUCAACAGAUUAUUAGAGACAAUUUCAAAAUACAUCCUCCUUGGAUUAUGACGAGUAGUGUCUCCGGUUUAGGCAGAGACGAGCUUCUUCUUCACAUGUCGCAGCUGAGAAACUAUUGGGAUCAAUAA